Fomitopsis serialis is the source of this 1043-nucleotide messenger RNA. RefSeq lists its product as uncharacterized. Bases 158 to 856 code for a protein of 232 amino acids. Lineage: Eukaryota; Fungi; Basidiomycota; Agaricomycetes; Polyporales; Fomitopsidaceae. The record is from RefSeq and is a predicted model, not a curated record. The transcript has a single exon.
CCAACGAUCCACUGGCAAGUUGCAUGGUGCCUAUGUACAUAGGUGUACGGCGCUCUUCAAAUUUCUUGGUGCUUUGAGCCAGGCCUUGGCUCGAACGUUGGGUGAUAUCCGCUAGUGAGCAUACAUACAUAUCAAGUAACCACUGCGGUGGCCGUUCAUGCGACCAGAGGUACAUACGCCAAGCAACCCCGUUCAAGCUCAAUCCACUCACUCAAUCACAGCCCUGCCCAAUUGUGGGAGACAAGCUGCUUGCGCCGAGAUCUAUGCGAUACUAAGCGUCCUACGAUCUGUCGAUGAAUCUCAGUGUGAGUCAAUCUGGAAGCACACUACUAUUCGAAGUAACAGCUAUACUGGCGAGGGUUGCUUCUCAAGGUGCGCCUCCACCCCGGGCCUUGCAUCUCAUCACCAUCAGGCCCAUCAAGCGAAUUUCUCGGCCAAUGAUCGCACAUACUCCUCCAUCCCCACUCGGCGAGAGGAUCCCCGACACUGUGAUGACAUCCGACGAUUUCUACGUGUAGAAGAACAGCUCGGUCAAUUGCCACCAGCUCGUCGACCAUGCGGUUUCGCUCACAGCGGCAUACCAAUGACCCCAGUGUGGCAGGCUCUGCUGUUCACGGAGUGUUCACGGCGACUCCGAUACGUUAAAUAUGUCUAUCGAGCAGGGUUGAAAGCUGCGCGCUUCAUCGAUACCACAGUUGUCAACGGCUAUGAGUAUUUGGCCGCGUGGAGCAGCAGCAUUCGGAUGUACAGUAUACUCUUGUGUCGCCGCGCAAGCUUGCAAGCUGGAGCCCAACAACUCAUCGCCCGCAUGCAGUACUUCCGCGAGCCUGCCUCCGGGGAGUGUGACGCUGUGUAAAUUAUGUGGAUCUGAUGCCCCAUUAGAAGCAUGUGGCGCACGAGUCAGAGCCAGCUAGCGUCGUAUCAGCUUAUGAGUGGGAUCGCUCCAGCUGGUGUUCGGCGACUGAGCUUAGAAAGGGUCGAAACGUUCAUUGUACAGUCUUCUUCAGUUGCGUCCGUUAGCGCUCGAGCUGCGAACAGUGAAU